UCGAGGCUGACGGGCAGGGAUGUCGUGACUUUAAGCGAGUCGUACCUGCUGAGCAAUCCGCUCCUUCCGGCUCUCCGAAUUCCCAAGCACGAAAGUCAUGCAUGGCUAUACACACAAUGCGCAAGACGCUUCGACGGUCCUGCGACGCUUGUGCAAGAUCCAAAUUGGCCUGUGACCUCCAGACGCCGCGGUGCUCACGAUGCGCCAAGAGAGACUUGCCAUGUGCAUACGCCAACCAGCCGCUGUCCGCCGCACCAAGGGAGAGCGCGACAUCGCCGCCGUCAAACGGUUUAACCGUUGGUCAAGAAACUACAACGAUCAUGUUAGUGAAUCCAGGGAUCCAGUCCUUCGACCCGUUCGAUACCUAUCCCCAAACCAGACUACCACGGCCUCACGUGCAGCAGUUGAUCCAGCAUUUCCUGUCUCAUAUCGCAUUCCAAUACUACCCAUUGGACCUCGACAUCAUGUCGAAUCCGUUCGUUGUAUCUUGGUGGCCACUUGCUCUGGCGGAUCCCGCUCUAUUCCAUGUGUCACUUCAAACCGCGUCGCUUGAUCUCGAUCUGCGGGCGCAGAAGGGGUUUGCCAACUCAGAAAUACUGAUGGCAGAUUCUGUCUCGCUAGUCAGACAGAAGAUCAACGAUCCCACUUCUGCGUUACAAGAUGAGACAAUGGACUCAAUUAUCACACUGGCGGCUAUCGAAUAUGGCAAAGGCAAUACUGACAUCAGUGCGCUACAUGUAGACGGCGUGAAACGUCUUGUCGAGCUGAGAGGGGGUAUCAACAGCGUCAGACGUACAAGCCCACUCACUGCUAGAAUGGUUGCAUGGGUCUGCAUGAUCGUUACACAAACCCCACAAUUUCCAGCGCAGGACGGUAACGAAACCGAUGAGGCCAUCGUUCCUAUAUCGCAGUGGUACGAAGCGACCAGCAACAUUAACGAUACGAGCCCGAUCGCUCUCAACGUCCCAGUCCUUGAUCCUGACAUUACUGAUGUCCUCUGCCGCUUACACAACCUUUUCGACUCUAACCAACACUCGUUAUCCAGCACUGAUCUUCACGACCUUACAUGCUACGCCGUCCAUAGACUGCUACUUUGGUCUCCUCAGCCUCAGACCAACAGCUUCCUUUGUGAUCUGGCCGCCUCCGGUACCGUUAGACAUGCUCUAGUACUUUACCUGCUCAUCAUUCACGGACCUACAUACUUUUCCCACGCGCGUCUCCAGUACGCCAUUAUGCUGAAGCUCCAAGCACAAAUGGAGCUUUCCUGGUUCAACAUGUUAUACAGUCAUGGAUCCCUCACUUUGUGGCUGCUUUUCGUUGGGAUGGUGGCAUCCGAAGGCACACCUGAAGGCCAAUGGUUCGCGAACCAGGCUCGUACGGCUACUGAGUUUCUCGGCUUGCAGACCUGGGCCGAUGUUGUUGUUCGGCUCCAGGGCAUAGUAUGGUUGGACUCGCGAGCAGCCACUUCUAUUUUUCAGCAGAAGUGGCAGGAAGUGCGGAUCUUUACACCAACAUGAAACAUAAGAGAAUUCCGCUGCUGCAUUUCCAGAUAUCGAGGAGAAUUUCCUCGGGGCCCAUCGUUGCGCUGCAAGUGGAGAUCCGUACCUUUUCGUCGCCUGACGUGCCACUUCCGUCCAAAUAGGACUAGUCUCCGAACACCCAACCCCAUCCGCAA
Messenger RNA from Boeremia exigua, 1675 nucleotides. RefSeq lists its product as uncharacterized. Gene Ontology annotation, molecular function: DNA-binding transcription factor activity, RNA polymerase II-specific; zinc ion binding. The transcript is spliced from 3 exons. Gene Ontology annotation, biological process: regulation of DNA-templated transcription. Lineage: Eukaryota; Fungi; Ascomycota; Dothideomycetes; Pleosporales; Didymellaceae. Bases 102 to 1517 code for a protein of 471 amino acids. The record is from RefSeq and is a predicted model, not a curated record.